This is a messenger RNA of Trypanosoma cruzi, 1023 nucleotides long. RefSeq names its product arginine N-methyltransferase, putative. Bases 1 to 1023 code for a protein of 340 amino acids. Gene Ontology annotation, molecular function: protein-arginine N-methyltransferase activity. NCBI's taxonomy places the organism in Eukaryota, Euglenozoa, Kinetoplastea, Trypanosomatida, Trypanosomatidae. The transcript has a single exon. The record is from RefSeq and is a predicted model, not a curated record. Gene Ontology annotation, biological process: peptidyl-arginine methylation. Gene Ontology annotation, cellular component: nucleus.
AUGACGACAACAGAAACACCGGCGCCGACAAAAGCUCCUGUGGCAGGAUCCGCAACAGGGGAUUACUACUUUGAUUCCUACAGUCAUUAUGGUAUUCAUAUGGAAAUGUUGAAGGAUUAUCACCGCACGACUUCCUACCGUGAUGCCAUUUGGCGCAAUGCAUAUCUUUUUAAGGGAAAGGUGGUGCUGGAUGUUGGUUGCGGCACGGGUAUUCUCUCCAUGUUUGCUGCAAAGGCAGGCGCCAGGAAAGUGAUUGGUGUUGACUGCAGCAGCGUAACAGUACAGGCGCGGCAGAUUGUAAAGGAUAAUGGAUUUGAAGAUGUUAUCACCAUUAUUCAAGGAAAGAUGGAGGAUUUACAACUUGACGAGAAGGUUGAUAUCAUCAUUAGUGAGUGGAUGGGGUACUUUUUGUUGUACGAAUCAAUGUUAAACACGGUUCUUUACGCGCGUGAUCGAUGGGGCACACCCGACGUGAAACUCUUUCCGGACCGUGCGAACAUGUACGCUUGUGGCAUUAGCGACCAGCAGUACAAAGAAGAGCGGUUUGACGUCUGGGACGAUGUGCAAGGCUUUGACUUUUCCUACUUCAAGCGGCUGAGCUACAUUGAACCGCUCAUAGACACAGUGGACCGCAAUCAAAUCCUAACCAACAUGUCUAAUUUUUUCUCAUUUAAUAUUAAUACCGUGCAGGAGGCGGAACUUGCGUUUACAACUGAGUUUGAACUUAUCGCAGAACGAUCAGGGUGUGUGGAUGCGAUCAGCGUGCACUUUGACACCCCAUUCGCUGCCGGCCAUGAGGUGGUUGUGCUCACGACGACGCCGCUGGAGGCCCCGACGCACUGGCGACAGACGGUGCUCUAUCUUUUUAAUUCAAUACACAUGAAUAAAGGUGAAAAGGCAAAGUUUCGUAUGAGCUGCUGCCCGAAUAAAGGCAACCCGCGCGAUCUUGACAUUGCGCUGCACGUUGAUUUUGACGGAAAGCUGCAGUCAAGUCACUACGAUCAAGACUUCCGACUGCGGUGA